GCAAGCUCCGGGAAUGACAGCACCGCUGGAGGGGGAAGGGAGGCAGAGAUUGGAGGGAGAGAGACUGAGAGCUCAUUAGAGGCCGGCUUUACCUGGACCCCCUCCCUGGCACGGCUACCACCUGCCGAUAGGCCUUUUUUUUUUUGCACUUGCUGUUGUAAGAGGAGAACGGUUGGUAAAGAACAAUUUACGUGCGAGGACUGGGAAGCUGCAAGUGGCCCGUAUCCUGGAAGGGAUUUUUCGGCUGUGCACCAUGUAAAAAUAAAGACUUAUUUUUUUCUCCACGUCCUCCGUGGUUGACUUAAGGUGUUGCUGCCAUGGCACAUAAACAUUUGCUUUUGAGGAGGAUGGGAAAGGACCGGGAACACUGAAGCAUGAUGAUCGUGUCCAUUGUAACCGGGCUCUGCUGCAGCUGAACAAGAGUGGCAGAAUUCUGUGUGGGGGGGGGGGGCAAGCAGUCCUGAAGGUUCCAGAACGAUGAUCCCACGUGAUAAGGAAGCACGCAGUCCAGCUAUGUGUCCCAGUUUGGCCUCAUACUUCCACUCGUAAUGAAAAUCUGUAGCACAGACAACAAUUUUUGGAGGAAAGGCUGAAAGAAGGGUCACGUUCCCGGUUACUUUUAUCAUUGAUGUCCUCUUCCAAUGUAACCGAAGAUAUAUUCACAUAAGGAAGCGGAUGUCUUUGUGCAUCACCGUGGCUCUCAUGAUCGAAGCCAUUGGGUCACGGCUACAACUCCGAAGGGUUGAAGGAAAGUGCAGUAAGUUGGUGACCCUUGCUCUGACUCCCUGCUAGGCUCUGUGGCAUCUUGUCUUGCAGUACCCAAAAGGGCUGUGCUGAAACGGCACUCCGCUGCCUGAUCCUUUGAAAUUGCAUCAUAACUCUCAUAGUGCUCUGACAGGCCAAAACAGACUGUAAGCGGAGGUACUGCAGAAGCCGGACAAGUUUUACAAACCUUCCGCUCUCACCAUGUGUGGCCUCACGUGUUUAGUGGGCUCUCUCGGGAGAGUCGGACUGUAGGAAACCGUCACCGUUAAGCACUUAGGUCAUGGAAGGAAACCACUGUGUCACAGCAUAUGCAGAGAGAGUGAAUGGACUGAUCCCAGAAGGCGGUGGCAAAGAAUGUGUGAAUGGCAACGCAGCUCUCAAGUCUCUGCCGAUUUGGAGUCUGAAGCAGAAUGGGCUCCUGCAGUCUCUGGCAGCAGGGGGUGAGAAACAGAAAACUGAAGAAGAGAGCGCUGAAGUCCGGCAGGCACGUGAGGAGUGGGAAGCAUUGGAGAGCAUCCAGCCUGUUCUUCCCGAGGAUCUCACUCCAACACCACUAAUCUCUUUCAAUGAGGCCCUGCAGCACUUCCAGACCACAGACCUGUCGGAGGUCCUGAAGAAUAUCCAGCCCACUCUGCACAGGACUGGCUGGGCCGCCAUCACGCACUUUUUGUUCGGGCCACCCCGGCUGCACCGGGAGCUGACUGAGGAGAGGAACUUGGUGUUUGCAAUUGCUCAAUGCCCGUUGGACAACAGCCAGAAGGUUCAUAUACGCGUCUUGCAGACCAUCUACAAGAGGCUCACGGGCAGCCGGGUUGACUGUCCUCGCUAUGGGCCGCACUGGGAAACAGUGGGUUUCCAGGGCACAGACCCUGCUACGGACCUGAGAGGAACUGGCUUCCUGGGACUGAUGCACACCUUGUACCUUGUGAUGGACCCAGAGACACUGCCUCUGGCCAGGGACAUCUACAAGCUUUCCCAGCAUCCCACUCAGAACUUUCCUUUUAUUGUGAUGUCCAUCAACAUAACACGCAUUGCACUCCACGCCCUUCGGGAAGAGGUUCUGACCAAGGAGUGUAACCGACGGCAACAGGUGGUUGGUGUGCUAAAUGAGUUCUACGUAGCCGCUUUUCUGCAGCUCUUCCUCGUGUGGAAGACUCAGCAGAAGACCAUCUCAGACUCAGGCUUUGUGCUCAAAGAAGUGGAGACCUUUGCCAAAAAGAACCCCAAGCAGAUCCUGAAACGUCUGGAGGGCUUCCUUAAAGAGAGACGUACUGUGAGUGGGGCAGCUGUGUCACCUGAGAGCCCGUCUCAUCACACCUCUCCUGAAGAAGGAAGGCUUUCUCUCGGGCAUUCAGGAACAAGGGGCAAGGAGAUGAACUUCACUGGAGUGUGUGAGCUGCCGCCAGAGAUGGAGGGUGAGGCUAGGCUGAUCUGACAAAGACGAGGACACUUUGCCCGUGACAACCUGAGCGUCCCAAGUGGAGAGUGCCCCCAAGCAGAAGACCAGGAACAGUUAGCUAAACUGUAAGUUUACUCUCCAUCUGUGUCAUGGAGCUGAUCUUGAAUCUGGAGUUUUUGGGGCACUGUCCACUUCUACUUUUGCUCUAAGCCUCCGUCUCAAAGCUGAUAAUCUCAACUGGUCCAGAUUUUGAAUUCAGUUCCCUCAGAACAUCGCUUGUUACUGGAUGUCACACUCCUCAGUACAUUACUGUCCAGUCAUAUCUGUCUCAUCUAUAGUUCCGUCUAAUCGCAACCAGUCAGUGUACUGCUGUCCAGUGAAACCCCUCAAACCACACUGCUGUUCAAUCAGAUCCCUUCUACUACGCUGCCAUAGUCAUGUCCUUCUUUCUAACCACAAACGCACCUUCAACGUGCAUAAAUUGAAGGCAUAUUUAAGCAGUUUUUUUUUUUUUUUUUUUUUUUUUUUUUUUUUAAAACUAGUCACUAGUUAUAUAACAAGAUUGCCCGAAAUAUGGAGCCAUCGUUUUCUUGUCAUGAUGAUAGGCCAGAAAUCAAAUUUACAUGAUACAUUGCCUUUUUUCCUCACAUUUUUCAAAAAGAAAAGUUGACACUGUAAUGUACUUCCACUGUGGAAAAAGGAGAAUAGUCUGCAACACUGUUUCAGUGCCUGAAAUCAGAGUUUAAAUCUCUUUCAUGGUUGGCUGAGAGAUCAUUAAUGUCAUACAUAAGUGGUCACCUCAGGCAAAAAUUUCAAAUACUAAGGAAUGUUUUACAGUGGCUUACAGUCAUGAGAAAAGCAUUAAUAUGAAGAUGAACUCUCAAUGUUCCUGUUGCUCCUUAGACAUGAACUGGAAAUUCGUGCUGGUUGCAGUCUAAGGAUUCAGUGUGGAGGUGGCGGGUCAUUUGGUGUUGAGUGUAAUCUCAGAAUGGGUGGCUUGUCUUCGCUUAUGUUUUGCCACAGUGAUUUGACCUCUGUAUGUUGUGCAAGGAAAUAAGACCUGGUGCUUUCGCGGGGUCUUGGAGAAGCGGUAGGAGGGUAUCGGGAGGGUGUGUGGCGCCUGAAACCUGCUGUCUGCAAGUUAACAACUGGGUGUGACCAAAGCACAUUCAUCUGAGAAGGUUAGAGACGGCUUCUGAGCACAAACAGCCUGUCCCUAAGGCAAAUAAGUCCUCCUUUGGGACUGCUGUCAUGUACGUAGGCUGGACUUGUCUCUUGUUAGUGCUGCUGUCUUCCUUAGCUUACUUAAGUCCAGCAGGUUUAUUGCUGCCGUUCAUGGUGUGAAGCAAGGUAAACAUUAAAAGUGUGGCACAGCAAGCAGAGCCAGAGUGGAAAUUUGUGGUCAAAGUUCUAAGUCAAACCAAGAAGCCCAGGCAUUUUAUUCCUUUUGUUCAGGAAGUGUCCCGUUUCCUGUUUAGACAAAGUCCCUGGACCAGUCUCAGGCUGAUCGGAUGACUCAGUCCUGCGGCUUUCUGGGAAAUAGAGUACUUUUGAGGGUAGAAACCAUUUUCUGUAACUUUCUUCCCUCUUUUACUGUUGAUUUAUUUUGAUUUUUUAGCCUUUUUAGCCUAAAUUUCUUUUGUCUCACAGUUGUAGUCAAAGCUCCCAAGUUUGGGGGAUAAAUUUUUGAAAACUUGAAAUUCUUUUUGUCUUUUGAGAAAGGCCAUUUUGCACACUAAAUAAGUAAGUGGUAUGUCGAAGGUUACCAUUCUAGAAACAAAUCUGAACUUUUGUUACCUAGAAUUUCCCAAGUGAAAUAUGCUAUGACAUUCACUGUUUGUUUUGGUUCAACUGAGCAGGUCAAAGUAGUUUGUUAAAAUGUACAUUUGACUCUUAAGUCAGAGUAACGUUACUCUUUUUUACAUAAUUCUGUGAAUUACACUAUUUAUUCUCAUACUGCGAAGGUGGCUCACUAUAAUCUGAGUUGAUAUGUAAGGUGGACUUUUUGAAAACAUUCCAAUCAUGGGGAUGUCUCCCAUUCUGUGACCAAUGAAGGAUUAUGAGUAAAUACCAAGAAAGUGGCAUUUAUGUUGACUGAAAUAGAAACAUUUUGAAAAUUACGGAGGAGGGGGACAUGUGGUGCCUUCCAAGGCUUUGCGAAGAGUCAAGGAGCAAUGGGUUAGAUAUGAACUUUAGGUAUCAGAAAACAAAAAAAAAAACAAAACAAAAAACUAAUAAUGAGCUUCAAAUGAGAUAGCUUGUGUUAUGAAACAAAAAUGCAUACAGCAGUCUGUUCUUUAUAUUACUGCAAGUGAAGUUAUAUAGUUAAGGUACUUCAUUGCUAGAGUCCAGUACACUUUUACGGUCUUCUCUCGUAAGCAGCAGUCACUUCUCAGUAGCAUGUCAGGUAGCGCUAGAACUGUAGCACCUAAUAUUGUUGUUUUGUUUCUCGUGAAGUUUGUUAUACGAUCGAAACGGUCACGUUUACUCGGUUACAAAGUCUUAUUGUAAACGUACAGCUUGCAGUGCAGUUCAUCUGGUAAUUUCCCUUUCCUCAUGUAACACAUUUAGCACCACAAUCGGCAACAGCUAUAGCCAAUACAAUUGCAUUAACAGGUCACUUCUUAGGCUGUCCGCUGUCCGGUGAUUUGUGAUUCAUAGUAAUAAUUAUAAAUUAGCGCUGACAUGAUGGAGAAAUGCUAACAUGCAGGAUUACUCUUGUGAUGGGCACAAAUGAGAGUUUUAGCCCAGGAAGUGAGCUUGCACGUUGCACGAAGGAUGCAGGAGCACAGGUCUCUGAAGCCGGAGCACGCUACCCUGGUGGUAGAACCUGAUCCGUUUGUUUGUCGCACAACCCCAUUAGUGUGAUUAAAAUGAGCUGUAAAUAUUGAUCACCACCUAGCCCGUGGGCUCUGUUUGUAUCGAGGUGUCUGCUAACUGCUCCCCGCUCCUUUGGCAGAUUCUGAAAGGACACGGUUCCGUUGUUGUAUGCCUCGAGGUGACAUGUUUUAACGUGACAAGCAGGGCGACACGUACCAGCGGUGAGGAACGUGGGCAGCGCCGGACUGUUGGUCGAGGAACGAGCUGCCUUGAAGAGAGGAUCGUUUGCAAACUAGGAGCCCUGAUCAAAAUAGGAACUUCGGCUCCAUACGCUGUAUAUUGAAAGAACCCUUCGGGUUGUGGGGUCAGUGCCGGGGUUCGGAUUAGUUAGAAACGUGGAAGCUUGUAAAUAGAGAAUAAAUACUGAUUGUAAAAGUAUGAAUGUUUCCCGGGCAUUAUAUUGAAGUACAUUGCUUACCUCAGAAUUAAGCCAAAUCUCUCUCUUCCUCUACAUUAGUUGAGAAAGGCAGUGAAUAAGUAGGUUCUGCAUACUACUGCAUUAUAGCACGACUUAACGUAUCUCUGUUAGUCUGUUAUGUAUCUUGGAUAUGUCAUGUGUAUUCCACACAAGCUAUAUUUUUUGAGGAAAACAACAUAUAAGAGACACAUCUUUGCUAUGUAUAUCUGUUUCAUUUAAGCCAUGCUGGAAAUACAGAAAAUAAGCUCAUGUUGGUGAGUCUGAGUCUGAGGAUUCUUGCCUUGUUUGCUUGCUUGGAUGAUUGAUCUGACUUUUUUACUGAGAUGAGGAAUUCUCAGACAAUCUGAGUCAGGGCUGAACUUGUAAGGCACAAUAAAUGGGUUGUGUAAUGUUUGUUUCAACUAAAAAGAUGGAAAUGUAGCAUUCGCAAUGUCUAAUAAAAACAGACCUUCGGCUUCAACUCGAUCGCUGCAAAUUUUUGUAUCAGACAAAAAUGAAAGGCAUUUUUCUAGUUCAUUUGUUAUUCUGUAUGUACCAAAUAUCUGGGACUUUGGUGUAGCCGUCUCAAUUUCUGCCUGCUAAAUUAAAACAAUAAGUUGUUUUCCUAAAUCUCUGGAAUUUCUUUAAGGUUGUUCUGCUGUUUAUGUCCCUAAGAAGUAUUUUGUGUAUGGAUGGUAGAGCCCUAUUUUGUAAUGAAAGUUAUUUCAGAAUAUAUGCAGUUGUACAGUAAUGCAUUAUAUGGAGAAACAUAAAUAAAUUCUGUUUAAAAAUCAGUCUUGUGUAUAAAUUGGUAUUUGUGAUUUACUGUUAUUUCUCUGUCUC
Molecule: messenger RNA, 6284 nt
Organism: Scleropages formosus (Asian bonytongue)
Lineage: Eukaryota; Metazoa; Chordata; Actinopteri; Osteoglossiformes; Osteoglossidae
Gene: elmod3
Product: ELMO/CED-12 domain containing 3
Exons: 12
Coding region: 1046-2200 (384 amino acids)
Source: RefSeq, a predicted model, not a curated record